Molecule: messenger RNA, 1632 nt
Organism: Polychytrium aggregatum
Lineage: Eukaryota; Fungi; Chytridiomycota; Chytridiomycetes; Polychytriales
Exons: 1
Coding region: 1-1632 (543 amino acids)
Source: RefSeq, a predicted model, not a curated record
AUGGCCUCUGCUCCCACCAUCUCGAGUCCGCUGCAAAUCUCGAGGCUCAACUUCCGGCCUCGUUCCGAGCACGACCCGCUGCCCCCACCGUCGCCCUCGUCCUCCGCGCCGCUGUCGUCGUCGUUGCCAGCGCCAUCGUCGGUGCCCAUGACCUCCUCGAUGCCCACCCGGCCGCUCUCGAUCCAACAGUCCCGGGUUCGCCACACAGAGCCGCCCAGGCCGCUGACCGAUGAGCCCACCGACUUUCGUCUGCCUGUUCCUCGGACGCCGUCCCAGUCGGCCACUCCGCCCAAGGGAAGCGAUCUGCUGCUCAAGCGCUCCAUGUCGUUUUCCCGCACCUACAGCAUCCCUGCAAACAUGUCGGCCCCAACCCCGGCGACCCCGGCGACCGCUGCUGCUGCUGCUGCCCCGAUGGUCUACCCACACCACUCCCUGCACCCCACCGACACCCGCACUGCCGAAAGCCCGGCCUCGCUCGGCUCGGACGACGGCAUCACGGGCAGCUCGCCCCGCUCCUUCGAUGCCAAGGAGCGCUGGAUCGCCCCCGACUCGCCCUCGGUGGGGGCCACGGGCCAUGCCCAAUCCCACGCAUGGGUAAACCCGGCUCGGAUGUCGUCCCUUCCAGAGGCCCGGCCCGACCAGCCCAUCGAGCCCGUCCGCAGCUACUCGGUGCACUCGCGCUACUCGCAGAUGAGCACCAUCAGCACCACCGCCGGCACCCCUUGCUCGCUCGCCUCCUCGCCCGACUCCCAUCCUGCCGUGUCGUCGCCCUCAAGCCCGCACUGGAACUCGCAGCGAGACCUGGUCUCGCCGAGCCUGACACCGUCGCCCCGGCCCAUGAGCCAUCUCAGCCGCUCGCUCAGCGUCGGCGGAUCGGCCAGCAACGGCAUGCUCGCCCUGCAGAUCCCCGUCGCCCCCUCUCGCACCGUGCGGGCCGGAAGUCGAUCGAAUGCCGUUGGGGUCGAUGUCGCUCCUCCUCGCUUCUCGCGGCCCCAGGAUCCGUCUUCGCCCCUUACUCCACACUCGAUGCCCCUCCUGCCCGUCCAAAUCUCGGCCCCACCGGUCUCGCCGGCUUCCCGUGAUACCCCUCGCUCAUCCUUUAUCCAGCACGCUCCCACGACGCCGCACCCGCCUUCGAUGAAGCCCUCGGCAUCGCUGCCCGCGACAGCCUACGGAUCGCCUCAGGCUGCCCCCGUGGCCUUCCCGGAGAUGGAAAAGCGAACGCCGUCGGGAUUCCGCAAGUUCUUCAAGUCCUUCAUGGAGCAGGUGCAACUUCUGGACGAUCAAGAUGACCCCUUUGCCCCGCCUGGCCCGAACUCGCCCGCUCCAGCACCGUCCAGCCCGGACGCAAAGCCCAUCUUGAGACGGCCCCGUACCCUCAGCACCGGCAGCACCACCGGCAACGGCGCCAACAUCAUUCCGCCCAUGCCCAGCCCGAUGCUCAUGCCCCUCAAGCCUGUCAAGGAUGCAGAGAAGGCCGCUCGCUUCGAACUCUUGCUGCAGCGCAUCGAGAACGACCCCGAGGAAAAGGUCGAGCCCAUCAAGCUCACCCUCACAACCGAGUACAGUCUCAUCCUGCAGAAGGACUAUGAUGCCGUGGAGCUUCCCGGAAUCACAGCGCCAUCUGCCUAA